Messenger RNA from Acanthopagrus latus (yellowfin seabream), 7471 nucleotides. Its product is annotated as protocadherin alpha-C2-like. Gene Ontology annotation, cellular component: plasma membrane. Lineage: Eukaryota; Metazoa; Chordata; Actinopteri; Spariformes; Sparidae. Gene Ontology annotation, biological process: homophilic cell-cell adhesion. Bases 256 to 3255 code for a protein of 999 amino acids. The record is from RefSeq and is a predicted model, not a curated record. Gene Ontology annotation, molecular function: calcium ion binding. The transcript has 4 exons.
CACAGCUCCAGCGGCAGGGAAACACACCCGUCAGCAGCGCGCACUGGAGACAAAAAAGCGCAUCACGGACAAAGGAAAUAUGGGUGCGCUGGAGAGGAUUCACCUCCGCCGGGCAACACAAUGGAUGAGCCGCUGCUGUUUCGCUUGCCGGGAGACCAAUUAGCCCACCUUAAUGAGGUGCUGGGAUGCGAGAUACUGCAAGCUAAAAAGGCGGAAGGCUGCGUUUAAUCCGUCUGCGGAUCCUGUGAGCUUGCGAUGGCUGUGGCGGGGAUAUGCAACCGGAUAGGGAAUAAUGUGCCUUUUUAUUUUGUGAUAUUUUCCUUAUUUUGUGGCCUUUCGUUCGGACAGUUGCGAUAUUCGAUUACAGAAGAACUGGAAAAUGGGGCACUGGUCGGCGAUCUGGCGCAUGACUUGGGGCUGGAUAUUCGAAGGCUCGCCACGCGGAAAAUCAAGGUAACCUCCAACAGCGGAAAGCGCUACGUGAUUGUCAACCCCAAAAAUGGGAAACUGCUCGUCAACGAGAGGAUCGACAGGGAGGCGCUGUGCGACUUAUCCAGCACCUGCCUCAUUAAUCUGGAGGUGCUGGUCGAAAACCCCACCGAGGUGCACCACGUAGAGGUGGAGAUCGUGGAUGCCAACGAUAACGCGCCGCAGUUCCCCAGGGACGAGUACCAGCUGGAGAUCAUUGAGUCUGCCCUGCCGGGGUCUCGUUACCCGAUCGAAAACGCCCAAGACCCGGACAUCGGGUCCAAUUCUGUUCGCAUGUAUCAGCUCAGCCCCAACGACCAUUUCGCGCUGGUGUCCAACAAACCCUCCCUCAAUACUAAGCACGUCGAGCUCGUGCUAAAAAAGCCCCUUGACCGCGAACAGACGCCUUAUCACCAAGUAAUUCUAAGUGCUGUGGAUGGUGGGACGCCAGAGAAAACAGGCACGGCCAAAAUCAAUGUCCGGGUCCUGGACUCUAAUGACAAUUUACCCACGUUCGACAGCUCCGUGUACAAGGUGAAACUGCUGGAAAAUUCUCCCAAAGACACCCUGGUGAUUAAACUGAAUGCCACCGAUCUGGAUGAGGGCACAAAUGGGGAGGUGUAUUACUCCUUCAGCAGCUACACUCCAGAGAGAGUGAGGCAGAUGUUCAGCAUGGACACUAACACGGGGGAAAUCAGAGUGAGGAGCAACGUUGAUUACGAGGAGACCAACUCCUACGAGAUGUACAUCCAGGCGAUGGAUAAGGGCCCCGGGGCCGUGGCGUCGCACUGCAAGGUGGUGGCGGAGGUGGUGGACGUGAAUGACAACGUCCCUCAGAUAGUGCUGUCGUCUCUGUCGAGCCCUGUGAGGGAGGACGCCCGUGCAGACACAGUUGUGGCCCUCAUUAGUGUCACUGAUCGAGACUCGGGAGCGAACAAGCAGGUGAGCUUAGAGAUCCCAGCAGGCCUUCCGUUCAAGAUCAAGUCAUUCAGAAAUUACUACACCCUGGUUACCUCAGCCUUCCUGGACCGCGAGACCACCGAUGCCUACAAUGUCACUCUGAGUGCCACAGAUGGAGGAAACCCUCCCCUCUCCUCCCAGAAAACCAUACAGGUGGAUGUGGCCGAUGUGAACGACAACCCGCCGCGGUUUGAGCAGACUUCGUAUACGGUCUAUGUGGCGGAGAACAAUGCCCCUGGCGCCUCUUUGUGUACGGUGAAGGCUCAGGACGCAGACAUUAAAGAGAACGCACGCAUCACCUACACAGUGCUCAAUGACAACAACCAUGGCAUCCCUGUCACCUCGUAUGUAUCUGUGAAGGCCGAUACAGGGGAGGCGUAUGCCCUGCGAGCCUUUGACUAUGAGUCACUGAGAGAGUUUCACUUCCAGGUCAAAGCCCAAGAUGGGGGCAUUCCUCCGCUCAGCCGCGUCGCCACAGUCUACAUCUACAUAAUGGAUCAGAAUGACCAUUCGCCACUGAUAGUCAACCCUCCCGGCAACGGCACGCGCUCCUUGGAGACGGUACAGAAGAACGCAGAGCCCGGUGCCUUGGUGACCAAAGUGGUGGCAUAUGAUGCAGACGCUGGUCCGAAUGCCUGGCUGGUGUACGUGCUGGAGACGGCCACCGACCUGGACUUGUUCAAAGUGCACGAGCACACCGGUGAGAUCCGGACAACCCGGAGGAUCCUGGAGGACAACUUCACCUCCUUCGCUCUGACCGUUGUAGUGAAGGACCACGGACAGCCUAGUCUCUCCUCCACCGCCACCAUCAACGUGGCUGUCAUGGAGGUGCCACCCAAAGUGGCUCCGGACCCCAAGAGGAUCAUCAGACCUCACAGCAACGUGCUGUUCUCUAACGUGACCCUCUACUUGAUCGUAGCUUUGAGUGCCACGACCUUUGUGUUCCUGGUCACUGUGGUGGUGCUGGCCAUCGUCCGCUGUCAUGCCUACUGCACCCAGCCGGGGUCCUGCUCCCCUUGCUGUGUGUCACAGAAGCCCCCUCCAGAUGGCGGGAGCAGCAGCGUAAGUGCUGGCGGGGGAGGUGGCGGUGCAGUAGGGGGACAACCUAAUAACAAUGUGGUGCUUCGGAGAGACCUUAAAGUGGAGCCUCACUACAUCGAAGUGCGCGGGAAUGGCUCCCUAACAAAGACUUACUGCUACAAGACCUGCCUGACAGCCACCUCUGGCAGUGACACUUUCAUGUUCUACAACACAGGACGGCCCAUCAGUGGCACUUGGGGCAGCGGUGCUGACCGCUUCUUCACGAGCGGAAGUGGAUUUGUACGCAGACUGAGCAUGCCCGAUGCCUCGAUGCAAAUCUGCCCAGAGCCAAAAGCCCCGAAUGCUGACUGGCGAUAUUCUGCAUCUUUGAGGGCAGGGGUGCAGAGCUCGGUCCACAUGGAGGAGUCCUCUGUGAUGCAGGGAGCGCAGGGGAUGCUGGUCCAGAACUGGCCCACUGUGUCUAGCGCCGCAGACGGAGAGGGUGGCGGAGAGCUGUCACCCCCAGUGGGCGCUGGAGUCAACAGCAACAGCUGGCACUUCAGGUACGGCGCCGCACAGGGCUACGGCCCUCCUCAGCCGCUGAAGCCCGGAGAGAUUCCCCCCGAAGCCUUCAUCAUCCCCGGAUCCCCGGCCAUCAUCUCCAUCCGCCACGACGCCGGCCCCGUGGAUGACAAGGGUGACUUCAUAAGCUUCGGCAAGAAGGAGGAGGCCAAGAAGAAGAAAAAGAAGAAGAAGGACAAGAAGGACAAAAAGGAUAAAGGAAAGGAUGAUGGGGGGGACGAAUAGAGGAGAAGGGGUGACUUGAAAACAGAGCCACCAACGAGCUACCAUCCCAAUCACAGAGCCAGAAACAAAAGCCAAAUGCGUAUUGUAGAAACAGAGGGAGCCUCCUUGCACCAUAGACAUUGUACGGCGGCCAAACCCUCAUUAGACCCGUCCUGGCUCCCCGCACCAUCUGAACCGACUAAACUAACUCUCGGCUCAUUUGGCCCGUAACUUCGGCCCACGAAAGGUUUAUGGUAAAAUGUGACGUCACCUAAAGACUGGACCAAAUUAAAACAGAAAGGAUUUUAUUGAAUUAGAUUUGAACCUUUCUGUGAUUUGCUGCCCCCCUCCCCCUCCCCUCCGCCAGUUUGUAAAGUAAUAAAACAAAAACACCUGAGAAGGUGUUCUAUUUGUAUCUGACCAUUGUCAGCUGAGGCUGCCUGCGUUGGCAUCUCUGUCUUUAUGCAGCCCCCCCUCCUUCCUUUUCUUUUGGCUCGCCUAGUCGGGAGGUGUAGUGGACGCCAAAAACGGAAUAAAUGAAACAGAGGCUUUUGUGUUCGCUAUUAUGGAGGCCUUGUAGAAAUUCAGACAACGUGGUCUUUUGUAUAAAAAAAAAGAAGAAAAAUGAAAAAGCAACAACAUACAGUAUAUGUACCAUGAGAUUAGCACCUUGGAGAGAACGAGGUGGGCUGAGACAAGCAGGACCACGCUCGAAUUAUGACAGCAGCUCUGUUUCAGUGUAUCAUAGCACAUCGGAGAGGCUGAGGACCUGGACUGGUUUGCACCAACUAUGCGCAAGUUUGUUCCCAGGGUUAGGGUAUAAAAAGUUAACGGCUCCAUAACUGUUAGCUAAUUUGCAAUUCGCAAGUUAAUAAAUUCGAUUGUACCAUAGGUAGUGAGGAGAAAAUUCCACGGCUGUAGCUAGUUACAACAUUAAGACUUCGGACUUGUAGCCAAUCAGUACCUCACUCGUGACGAACCAUGCCAAUUUGUAGUCGACUAGAUUGGUUAGAAGAAUUACGAUUCGUAAACAGAAUCCAUAUCUGACGCUUAAAGGACGAUAUACUAGUUUCUGCAUGUUUUAGUCCAUUCUCUACAAAUCUUUUUAUACGUUACGUCACAGACUGAUGACUUCAGGGAAACUUUGAAUUAUGUUCCCUUCCUUGCAGGCAGCCAUUGGUUUUACACAACAAUUAAUGAGCUGAGACGGGUUUUUCUGCAUUAUGAAAUCCAUCACAGUGUUCGUCAUAACUGUUGCUGAAGUGACUGUUUCAUCACAUGGUAAAUGUAGCUGAAGCACAGAUUAGGAAUAGGCAUUUUAAAAAAGCCGUUCGUAUAUACUGUUGCAUAUAGUUCUGCCAGAGCCUGGUGAAAAUAACGCCAUUCUACCAAGGAUACAUAGUCACAUAAAUGAUCUGAAUAUUUCCAAUUUAACGACUGUUUGGAUAUUCCAAAAUCAAGACCCUGGCGCAGACCUAAGCCUGCACUGCAUUAUAUAGUAACAUAUGGUGAAAUAAAAGAUGAUGGAUCACGUACUUCAAGCAAGUCUCAGCAUGUUACAAUGUUAUGUUACAAUGUUGUACGGAACUGAACUGGAGCCAGAAUCUGCCGAAGAGACGAAAAUGUGAAAAUUAAAUUGGCAAAAUUCAAGAAACAUUUGUAGAAAAUGGGUGCAAAAACAUCACUGCUAUGGUCCUUUAAGUCGCAACAUGGCAUGGAUUCACUAAAGAUGAAAAAAUUAAGCCGUGCGCAAAAAAAAGGAAAAAAAAUAAAAAAAAAAUAUCCUGCUUUACUGUUAGUGAGUGCAGUCGUGUGACUUUGUAUCAUUUGCACCUGCUUUACUGCUUGCUUAACUAUUUAGUUGUUACUUAAGGUUACGUAACAGAUUUUUUCGUGGCGCUACCGCUUGUUUUUUAGCAAUGCGUGAACCGGGAUUAGCGGCUACUGUUGGAUAUAUAACUAGGGAACCUACGUGCAGCUGAUGCAACCGGCCCCUGACCCUGCCCCCCCUCCCCCGCCUCUCUUGGAAUACGGAGUCGGUCAUCGGGGUCUUAAUCCCACUUGUGUAUCAGCACGCCCCAGUCUGACACACACGUUAUUGUACACAAACACUGACUCUCUCUCUGCCUCUUACUCACACAAGCAAACACGCACACACACAUUCUCUCAUACGUUACGAACACACACACAAGAAUACACACCCCCUCUCUGGAAAAUCCCCCCCAAGACUGACGGCCAGCGCCAUCCUUGAUACGAGGAGUGUAUUAUACGGCCGGGACGCAGGAACGUUGCUCGUCGCUUCAUUUCCGUUCAAGCCUGAUCCCUCUACUUCUGUCUUUGAAUGUUACGUAGUUGUUCUUCAAGCCCUGCCCCACUGCCUCGACUGCUUCAGUGCUUGUAGGAUUUGCUGGCCCCUGCUGCCUGUUUCCUCCCUCUUACUCCAGUUUCUUCAAAAUCAACACGGACGGCGUCUUUUUCCGAGUCGCCGUCCCCUUCGAUGAACUGUGCCGUUGUAACACAGUGACAUUUGUGUAUUUUUUGCAUAUUUCUCUCCCACACACACACACACAGUACACAGUACACAGAGUACACACACAUCUGCACCACACACAUCUUUUGUUCGGGUUAACUUCAACAGGGCUUAGGCCGCUUCAGCCGGAGUGUCUCUCUUCUGACGGCUCAUCGUCGACAGCCCCUGUCGGUUCCACGCAUCGCACCGUGAGGACGUCUGACAGGUUUCGUGGAAAAAAAAAAAAAGCGAGAUCACGCCGUCGUGGAUAUGAUGAGACGAGAUGGCGGUGCAGGAGAAGAGUCGCAAAGAAAAUAGUAGUCAUUGUAGUGUGUUGUGUAGAUGAGGAAGCUAGUGCAGAGUUAAUUGGGCGAGUCUUUCUUCCUCUUACACGAGCGGAGGUGUUGCAGUUUAUUUCCUAUGUGUCAGCCAUCAGUGACAGACGAUCGACUGGGGGUCGGUUAAAAAAAAAACAAAAAAAAGAAAAACACUUGCAAAAUAAGCGAAGCAGCAGCAGCAGAAAAGGUGUUGGCGGUUGACUUGGAAAGGGUGGGGGGGGGUUCCACUUAGGGAUAAAUGGAGGUGAAGCUCUCUGUUGAAAGAGGUAAGAAUAAGGGAAGAUGAGAUCAACAGGCAAAGCUGGAAAGACCUUAAAAGUUUUGGCUUAAUUGCUGCACACAAACGUCAGCAAACAGCACGAACAGAUCAGCUUUACUCGGGCCCUCAUAUCGUGGAAACCAAGGUCAAGCAUGGUGGAGAAGUGUCAUAAAAUCUCACCUCAGUGUUCCUUUUUUUGUUUUUCCAACCGUCGUCUUACAAGUCACCGUAGGGGUAUAUAGGUGCUGCUAUCAGGCUCAAUCCCUCCCAUGCACACAUUUUCCUUAGCCCCGCCCCCUCCCGCCCCGUCCUUCAGGUGUACUUCUGUGCUGUCAGAUCACCAAGUGGCUGUUUGCAUGUUAUAAGCAAAGGAAACAGAUACUAUAUAGAUACUAUAUAUACAUAGAUAUGUUUUUUCCACCGGGAAAUGCGUAUUGGAAUACAUAUACCUCUGAUACACAUUCUCAAAGACAAGACACGCACAUAGACACACACACACACACACACAAGCGGCAUACAUACACACAUAUACGCUAUUGCGAAACAGAAACUUGUGGAAAAAAAAGAAAACCUUAAAAGAAUCACAUUUUUUAUCCUGUUGAAAAUGAAUUUAAUCUUCUAGAUAUACAUAAUGCUAUUGUGUUAUGCUAUGAAAUGCUCUUUUUUUUCCCUCUCUCUCUCUGUUUUUUAACCCUCAUGGUUUUCAUAGGUGAGAAAAAAAUCCAACCCGUGAAAAAAGUUGUGUUAAGCUUUCGAAUAACGAUGAUCAAACAAACACUGUUGUGAAAUCGAAACCAUUUACUCACCCCUCCAUAUCUAUCCCUCGCCCAGUAGAGACAAAAUGAAAAAAUAUGAAAAAAAAUCAAAAUAAGUAAAAAAAAAAAACAAAUGUAUAAAAAAAUAAAGUUGAUGUAUUCUCUGCUUGUGUAUAGUGAAUGUUCCUCAGUCACUGGUAGUGGCAGUGAGUGGCACAUACCAGUGGACUGUGACAGUGCAGAUCUGUUAAUAACUUCUUUUUGUACACCUGCUUCAUCAUUGUAAAAGGUGAUAAUAGUGAUUCUUAUGAUUUCAUCAAUCUGGUAAUGUGUUUUGUUAACAAGUCACAAAUAAAGUUUUUCUUAAAUAUCUUAA